GACCAGCAGAGGAGGUGGGGAACUGAGGCCAGAGAGGGGCGAGACGUGAUCCAGUUCUCCCUGCUCCUCCCCAUGACCCUGGGCUCUGGAUGGUGCCUCUCCAUCUCCCAGGUCACCCCAGUGGGAAUCCAUCCAAGUUUAUCCAGGCUGAGGCUGAGAGGUAGCCUACAGCCAAAAGUGACAUUCAAAACUGAUCACUAGUACAAUUGCCUGGGAAGUGUUCAUUGUUUUAAAAUCUGUACCAGGAAUUAUUUGAACAAUUUUGACUAACUUCUCAGAUUUGAGUCACCAUGCAGAAUUACACAGACACCAUGCUGCCUAACUGUGCUGAAUGAAACUCAUUCCAGGCCAGGGGCUGGGGAAUGAAGAGUGUCCAGUGUUUCCUUCAUUCAGAGGAGUGGACAGAGGGGCCAGGCCAGAGUCCUGGAGCUGACCCUGAUUAGCCCCCAGCAGCAUGAGCUGUAUGAGUCAGGAUGCAGUGGGUGGGAUCCAGGUGCAGUGAUUUAAGCAGGGAAGUGUAACAGACAGAAUUAUUAACUGUAACAGGAUUGGAAUACCCUGGGCAGAGCCCUGUCCUCGCCCCCAGGCUGAGAUUCAGACCUUGCUGGGGGCACAGCCAUGGCACACUAGAUAACAAAGAAAUCUCUGGGGUGCCACGGGCAGCAGAACUUGCUAGGAGUCUGCCCUCUAGGGUGCUGGCAACUGUUGCAAGAGGAUGCUGGGGGAAGGCGCUGGCCACUGGAUGCAUGCGGGAAGCCACAAGUGUAUCCGGACUGAUCUUAGGGAAGCCACACAUGUUGCGGGAAUGUCCCGAGGAAGCACAUUGCAUCCAGGAAAAGAAACCUCUCCACCUGCGGUGUCUCUCCAGUGCCCUCUACUGAUAAAACCUAAUAUGAUACUAGCCACAAAGUUCAGCUCCUUUAUCAUGAGGAGAAAAUGAAGGGCAAAUUUGGGGCUGAGACAUAAUAAAUGGAUAACUGACACAAUCUACCCCCUUGCUACUGAGGUUUCAUGUGUGCCCUUCUAUGCUCACAUGAACUCUUACACACUGAUAAAAUGACUCUCCUUCCAGCUGACAAAUGCAGAAUUUCUCACACAUUUUGAUAGCAGUCUGACAGUUACUGAGUCUGUUGCUGGCUAUAUCAUUACUUCUAGAUUUAGGGGCAGCCUCACUAGAUAUGCUGUUUCCGAAGGUUACCUCCAAUCUCCUGCAAGUGUGGGAGGAGGAAGGAGGUCUCUUGCUUUUGCUCAGGACCUGUGCAUCACUGCUAAGACCUCUCCUCAUAGUGAUUCAUGGGUUGUGAUUCAAGAUGGCCUCAGUGUUUCUUUCCAGUGUAUUUCAAAGCUCUAAGCCAAAAACUAUAUAUGCCACCUCUGGUGACUGGCCAAAUACACUUGGUGUUUUCCCUGUUGCGGGAGGGCAAUAGGGGCUUCUGGUGGCUGGUCCUGUUCUUGCUGUGGGGCUGUCUGGCCCAUGAGAAUGGGUGGGCUGCAGGCCCUUGGUAUCUGCGCUUCUGUACGUUUGUGAUGUGAGAAAAGGAUGGGAGGAGCAAGGAGGAGGCUGCCUCGGGAGGUACACUGCAGCAGGGCCAGUGAAGAGACACCUGGUGAGCCAAGCCUAGGCUCAUCAGAGAUUACAGAGGGGCUCCCGGUGCCUGCAGUGAAAUGGGGAGCAGGCCAGGCUCUGGGGCCAUCAGCGUGGUGGGGAGAUCCUGGCUAUGCAGUGCUGCCAGGAGCCAUCUGGGCCAGCAGGGCCUGCCCCAUUGCCCCUUACUUGGGCUCCCUCCUGCUUUAGCCAUCCCUGUCCUGGCCUGGGAUGCACCAGCCUCUGCCUGCCGCCUUAACAUCCGCUGCUGUGUCUUCAUCUUACACCCAUCUACUAACUGGCAGGAAUGGGAGUGUGUGCUGUUCUAACCAUUUACAAGUGUCCAGCACAGUGGCAUUAAACACAUUCACAUUAUUGUGCAAGCAUCCCCACCGUCCAUCUCCAGAACUCUUCAUUGUCCCCAAAUGAAACUCUGUCUCCACUGAACACUAACUUUCCAUUGUUCCCACCAGCUCCUAACAACCACAGUUCUAAUUUCUGUCUCUAUGACCUGGACUAUUCUGGGGACCUCGUUAGUGGAAUCAUAAUAUUUUUUUGUGACUGGCUUGUUUGACGUGGCAUAGUGUUCUCAAGGUCCAUCCCUGGUGUAGUAUUGUCAGAAUCUCCUUCCUUCUUACGGGUGAGUAACAGCCCAUUGUAUGCAUGGACUAUAUUUUUAUCCAUUCAUCCGUUGAUGGACACUUGGACUAUUUUCACUUCUUGGCUGUAAUGCUGCCGUGAAGAUUAGCAUUCAAAUGUCUGUUCGAGUCCUGCUUUCCAUUUUUUUUUGUGUAUGUACCCAGAAGCAGAAUUGCUGGAUCAUAUGGCAAGUCUGUAUUUGACUUUCUGAAGAACUGCCAAAUUGAUUACCUCAAGUAUCUUUGAUGGCCAUGCAAUAGGCUUCCCAAGCCAUGUCAGCCCGUGUCCUGUUUGGUGGCAGAGUUAUGUCUUCACAGUGUGUCAUCAUUGAGUGCUGUCCAGAGCAAGUCCUUUUGCGCCAAGCCAGACAAGCCAGGUGCUAGUGCCACCAUCUGCUUGGAUUCUACUGCCCAUAAAGCUGGUACACAGGGCUGGGACCCAUUGAAGACCCUGUGCUCCAUGUGCUCUCUUGGGCGCCCUCAAUGUCAUCACGUGUUCAGUAGCCUCUUGACCCUCAGUGUAAUGGGAAGUACCUGUUUUUAUUUGUGGGUUAACCUCAUCCCUGAAGUCAGUGUUGCUCCAAGGUCAGAUGAUUGUAGAGGGGACUUUUUUUUUUUAAAUAUUUAUUUAUUUAUUUAUUUUGAGAGAAAGUGUGCAUGAGCGGGGGAGGGGCAGAGAGGGGGGAGAGAGAAGCAGGAUCCAUGCUGUCAGUGCAGAGCCCAGCAUGGGGCUCGAUCUUAUGAACUGGGAGAUCAUUACCUGAGCUAAAAUCAGAUGUUCAACUGACUGAGCCACUCAGGUGCCCCAAAGGGGACUUUCAUAGCUGGAAUGGUGGCCAUCAUUGCCAUAUAAAGUUGACCUUUAAACAACAUGGAUUUGAACUGUGUAGGUCUACUUACAUGCAGAUUUUUUAAAGUACAAUACUGUAAAUGUAUUUUCUGUUCCUUAUAAUUAUUUUUAAGAUUCUUAAUUGAAAAAAAUUUUUUUAAUGUUUAUUUAUUUUUGAGAGAGACAGAGCAUGAGUGGGGGAGGGGCAGAGAGAGAGAGGGAGACACAGAAUCCGAAACAGGCUCCAGGCUCUGAGCUGUCAGCACAGAGCCUGACGUGGAGCUUGAAGUCACAAACUGUGAGAUCAUGACCUGAGCCAAAGUCGGAUACUUAACCUACUGAGCCACCCAGGUGCCCUUAAGAUUUUAAUUUUUUUUUUUUUUAAAGUAAUCUCUACACCCAGUGUGGGAACUCGAACUUAUUACCCCUAGAUCAAGAGUCGUGUGCUCCUUUAUUUUAGGUAGCUUACUUUAUACUAAGAAUAUGGUAUGUAAUACACAUAGCAUAUAAAAUAUGUGUGAAUCAACUGUUUACGUAAUUGGUGAGGUUUGUGGUGAACAGUAGGCCAGUAGUAGUCAAGUUUUGGUGGAGUCGAAAGUUAUAUGUGGAUUUUUGACUGUGCAGGGAGGGAAGGUGAUGCCUCUAACCCCUGUGUUCAGCGGUCAACUGCAUAUAUAAAUAUUAACUUAAACGUUUCCUCUCUGCCCUACAGAAAAGACUGAAACAUCCUCACUUUUGAUGCUAUGGGCAGUGUCAUCCAUGGCUCUGCCGUUGCCAGAUGCUGAUCUCAUGGGAAUGUGUUUUCUGGCUUCCCAGAAGUCAUUCUCUGGAAGACGAGCCUGUCCCUGUCAUGCCCUCCUAGGACUGACCCAGUGAUGUUGCCACUUUGCUGGCCUGUUGUGAAAGAUGUGGCUCCUGAAGCAUCUCUUCUUCUCUUGGGCCUCAUUCAAGCACCAUAUCCUGUUUUCCCACAAGAGAAAGUGUGGCCCAUUACACAGCAUGUAUCUUGUGAUCUGUCUGCCCAGAUGUAGCAGUUAUAGUCUGUUGCUGAGUGGCUCUCAGGGGGCCCGGGAAGGGAGGGGGGAGCCAGCGCAGCACGUGCUCAGGGAGUGAAUGUGAGCAUGGCACCUUCUGCAGAACAUCUCCAGGCCUGAUACUGGGCUGGGCCCUGGUGUCAUGGAUCCCAUGGUCUACACCUCCCAUCCGCCAUGUCACUGCAUCUCGCUGUUGGGGAUGCCCAUCCCUCCAGAGGUGGCAGCCGUCCCCAUGUCAGUUUCCACUGGUCCCUCCCCUCCAGGCACUUCCCUGGCAUGACCCUCCAAGAGCCCUUGGGCCUUCCUGUCUGUCUUCUUGGUGCUGAGCUGGCCCUGGAAAGUACCAAUAUCUGCAGCACUCCAGCAGGGAGCAUAACAGACUUACGUAAGAAUCAGAACCAGAAGCCAACAUCACCAGUCUUAAUUCAGGUUCUGCCUUCCUGGCCUCCCAGCCUCCUGGCCUCUGCAGCCCCCUCUCCCCACAGGCUCAUCCUGGCGGCCAACAGGGAUGAAUUUUACCACAGACCAUCCAAGUUAGCAGACUUCUGGGGGAACAACAAUGAGGUCCUCAGUGGACUUGACAUGGAGGAAGGCAAGGAAGGAGGCACGUGGCUGGGCAUUAGCACACGGGGGAAGCUGGCUGCGCUCACCAACUACCUGCAACCACGGCAGGACCGGGAUGCCCGGGGCCGAGGUGAACUUGUGACCCACUUUCUGACUACAGACAUGGACAGCUUGUCCUACUUGAAGAAGGUCUCUGCGGAGGGCCACCUGUACAACGGCUUUAACCUCAUAGCAGCUGACCUGAGCACAGAGAAGGGUGAUGUCGUUUGCUACUAUGGAAACCGGGGGGAGCCUGAGCCUGUCGUCCUGGCACCAGCAGGCUCCCUAACCGCUGACAUAUCCAGCACGUACCCCUCUGGCCUCAGGUUGCUGAUUCUCCCACCCUUGACCUUCUCAGGUGGAUCCAUACCUUGCAGCUUUUUCCAGCUUAGAGAUGGCGGGACCUAUGGACUAAGCAAUGCACUGCUGGAGACACCCUGGAGGAAGCUGUGCUUUGGAAAGCAGCUCUUCCUGGAGGCCGUGGAGCGGAGCCAGGAGCUGCCCAAGGAUGCCCUCAUCGCCCAGCUCCUGCACGUGCUCAACAAUGAUGAGGCCUGCCAGAUCCAGCUAUUGAGGACCAGGGCAGGGAGUAUGUGCAGCCCUUUCUGAGCAAGUACGCAGCUGUGUGUGUGCGCUGCCCAGGCUAUGGCACCAG
Acinonyx jubatus (cheetah) is the source of this 5344-nucleotide messenger RNA. RefSeq names its product transport and golgi organization 2 homolog (gene TANGO2). NCBI's taxonomy places the organism in Eukaryota, Metazoa, Chordata, Mammalia, Carnivora, Felidae. Gene Ontology annotation, cellular component: Golgi apparatus. Gene Ontology annotation, biological process: Golgi organization; protein secretion. The record is from RefSeq and is a predicted model, not a curated record. The transcript has 10 exons. The coding region runs from base 4261 to 5298 and encodes 345 amino acids.